AUGGCCCUAAAGCAAACUGUAACCUUAUUUCGCUCGGCCUGGAAAAUGACCUGGCCGUUUGCUGCUGCAAAAUCCAAUAAUUUAUCAUGUGGUCAAUAUACACGCAUCAAGAAGGCCUCAGAUAACUUGGCUUUGCUAAAUCUCCAACAAAAAUCUCUAGCGGUCACUGAUCCUCAAUUGCGAGAUAUCAAAUUACCAACUGCAUUCUUAACGUCUUACAAAAAUGUCAAAAGUCAAUCUGGCAAACAAGAACGAAAGGAAUCAAUUACAAGUCAUACUAUGCUAAGCCAAGUCUUUACUAGAUACACUAAUUCACUAUCUUGGCUGUACUUCAAUCAGGAAAAUAUUAUAUCAUGUGAUCAAGCCACUACAGAAGAAUCGAAUGAACAAUUAGAAUGUGGCAGCGUUAUGAAAAAAAGAAGAAAGAAAAUUAAACUACAUAAGCUAAAGAAAAAGCGAAGACGAGAUAGAUUUAAAGUUAAGCGAACGUGA
Molecule: messenger RNA, 492 nt
Organism: Trichoplax adhaerens
Lineage: Eukaryota; Metazoa; Placozoa; Uniplacotomia; Trichoplacea; Trichoplacidae
Exons: 2
Coding region: 1-492 (163 amino acids)
Source: RefSeq, a predicted model, not a curated record